ACUACAACCAAAAGUUUUACAAACCACAAGACUACAAGAGAAGCUCGCCAUGAAGUUGUUGACGUUUUUAGCCCUAGUAGUGACGGACAUUCUUCUCUGUCAAGGAAAAGUGGACAACGCAUGUGGAUGUGAAAGUGACCUGCUCGUGAGUCUGAACGCAAAUUCAAUCUCGAAAUCAUGGAGGCUCGCCUUUCGUGGGACGGCUAACAUUGGAAUUCCCGUCCUCCCUGCUUAUAUGAACGGUACUGGCAUUCUAGAGAACGUUGACCCCCACUGUAAAAUGGUGAAGAAACCUUGGAACUGUGCCAGCCACUACAGGAACAAUGAAGUGUUUGACAACUGGAAUACUGUUAGUGAGGUCGCUUUCGUCGUCUACUCAAACUACACCGUCGUCAAAGAAAUUUUGUUCGACGCCGUGGGUUCAACUUACAUGAACUGGUUCGACAAGUCCAGGGUCAAGUUUUCAUCCUGGGACAGCCUCAACACAGCUACUACUAAUUUCUUUUCCAUCAAAGGAGAGACUCAGUUUAAUGAUACGGUAUCGAGAACAUUUUAUAUCAACAGAAACUACGGCGGUUGUCCAGCAGACGCGGGCUGGUUUGUGGUCAUUGACAGGGCCAACGGAAAAUGCGGUUGGGAGAAAUUUACCACAUUUCCGGUCUUCAAAUACGCCGACAGCUAUAACGAGGAGAAUUGGACCAAUGGGAAAGUUGCUUAUGCUGACGUCAUGGCCGUCUAUGUUAACUGCUAGACCCAGUGAGGUGCUUCCAUUGAUAUCAAGAACCUGACCAA
Molecule: messenger RNA, 792 nt
Organism: Physella acuta
Lineage: Eukaryota; Metazoa; Mollusca; Gastropoda; Physidae
Source: RefSeq, a predicted model, not a curated record